Vanrija pseudolonga is the source of this 1933-nucleotide messenger RNA. RefSeq lists its product as uncharacterized. The transcript has 2 exons. The coding region runs from base 1 to 1671 and encodes 556 amino acids. NCBI's taxonomy places the organism in Eukaryota, Fungi, Basidiomycota, Tremellomycetes, Trichosporonales, Trichosporonaceae. The record is from RefSeq and is a predicted model, not a curated record.
AUGGCGUCCGACAUGAGCUUCUUCUCGCGCGCCCCGCUCGGCGAGGCAAAGGUCAACGUGCUCGCCAACAAGAAGCGCGUGUCGACGGGCACCGCGCUCGCGCCCGCCGCGGCGGCCAAGAAGCCGCGCGCGGAACAUCAACGUGCGCUGUUGACCCCGCAGCCGUCGUCUGGCGCCGCUGAGCCGUCGAGCGACGGCGCCGGGCCCGUGUCGCUCAAGUUCAAGAUCCCGGCGCUGCCUGUGCGCCUCACGGCCCCGCCGACGCCCUCUACGUCGACGGUCGCGGCCUCGUCGUCGCCGCGCCGCUCGUCGCCUAUCCGCCGCAAACCCAAAGGCAAGCACUAUGUCCUGCUCGUCCGCUCGGCGACGCACUCGCACACGGACGCCCUGCUCGAGCAGGGCACGACGCUCAUCUUUGGCCGGCACCACACGCGCGCCGCGCCGCCGACGAUGCAGCUGACGUCCAUCCCCGAGGCGCUGCGCACCCACCUGACCGAGGAGGACAACGACGUGCGCGUCGUCGUGCUCGACCGUGGCGCGCGGCACGCGUCCCGCAUGCACGCGGCCGUCGAGCUCGCAGACGGCGGCAAGACGGUCCGCCUGCUUGUGCUUGGCCAGAACGGCGUGCGCGUGCGCACCAGCCCAGUCGGGAAGCACCGCCGCCUGCUCGCUGGCCAGGUGGCGACGUUCUCGCCGACCGACAAGCUCGAGAUCGACUUUUACGGCGCCAGCGUCGCGGUUAGGGUUGACACGGACGAGGAGAACGACCGCGAGCGCCUGUUCACGCCCGAGGAGGUCGACCGCGCGGCGAGCCCCCUCUCGUUACCCCCCUCGUCGCCCCCCCUCGCGCCGGUCGAGGACAGCGCGAGCGAGAGCGAGGAGGACGAGGAGGACGAGGCCGGCGCCGAGGCUGAGGCUCGUCGCCAGCAGCGCGCAGGCACGCCGCGCCCGCCCGCCGUGCUCUUCUCGCGCUCGAGCUCGCCGCUGUCAGAGCCCGACACGACCGUGUUCGGCCUGCUCCCGCCCAUCCGCGUGCCCCCCGCCUCGGCUGUGCCUGCGGCGCUCGUCUCGCCCGCCCUCGCGACGACGGCAGGCUCGCGCCCCGGCUCGGCGACCGCCUCGCCCCGCUCCCACCCCCGCUCCAAGCCCGCGACGCCGCGCGGCUCGCCGUCCACCCCCUCCGCUGCGCAGAUCGCCGUCAAGACCGAGCUCGUCGCCGCUACCCACACGCCGCGUGCCGGCACACCAAAGUCGCGCCCUUCGACCCCGCCGCUCGAGCUCCCGCCCUUCCCCGAAGGCCUCGACCUCGCGGCCCUGCUUGCUUCCACUGUCGUCUUCUCCGGCUCGUCCAAGCUGUCACUUCCUGAUCUCGUCAAGUCGCUCCUUGAGUCCCAGCCAUCACUGCGCGAACACGGCUCCGAGGCGGUCUGGUCCGCCUGGGCCGACAAGGAGCUCGAGUCCAACGCCAUGUUCGGCAAGGUCUCGCGCAACGGCAAGGACUCGAGCGGCCGCCCGCUCCUCCCGCACUACUUCUACAACCCUGCCAACGACCCGGACGGCUCGCGCGCCCAGCAGCUCGGCGGCCUCGUGCGUCCCCUCCGCGCAGCGCAGCGCGCAGGCGGUAAGGCCAUCGACUGGCGUCCUGUUGGUUCUGGCCGCAGGCGCUACUAGGCGGCAACGUGAGCCGCGAGCGAGCGAGCGAGCCUUGCGCCGCGGCUCGUCUAGGCGCAGUACAGCUGCAGCCUCUUCCAUAAUGGGGAGUGUACUACAACGUGUAACGCGGGGGGUGGCGAGGAGACGGAUACAGCGGCGCGGCGCGGGACACCGACACGACACCGCGCCGACCGCCUCCACCGCCCUCGGCAUAAUGCUUCACCGUGCCGGUCUGUCGGCUUGAUACAUACAUACUACUUUUGAUACCAGAUGUCAUGCU